This is a messenger RNA of Tachysurus vachellii, 2352 nucleotides long. It is a transcript of the gene fbxo7, whose product is annotated as F-box protein 7. The record is from RefSeq and is a predicted model, not a curated record. The coding region runs from base 157 to 1620 and encodes 487 amino acids. Gene Ontology annotation, molecular function: protein kinase binding. Gene Ontology annotation, biological process: autophagy of mitochondrion; positive regulation of autophagy of mitochondrion. NCBI's taxonomy places the organism in Eukaryota, Metazoa, Chordata, Actinopteri, Siluriformes, Bagridae. The transcript has 10 exons.
UUGUGCUUUGUUCUUAAACUUUUAUUUUACAUCAACAACCAAAGCAAAACGAAACGAAACGCUAGACGCUCUCUUACCGUUUCUGCGUUCACACACUGGGUAAAAUUCAGUACGUCACUUUAGGUAUAAACAUACAAACAAACAAACUUCAGUAACAUGAAGUUAAGAGUUAGAGUAAUCAAGCAGACGAGCCGAGUGGAGCUUGAGGGACCAGAACUGACCUUGACCCAACUCAGCACCCAGGUCAAAGAGGUCGUGCUGCCUUCAGCUGGACUCAACACUGAUACAGAAUUUACUCUGUCUCUGAAUGGGAAAGAGCCUCUGGUGGACACAGGACAGACUCUGGCCUCGUGUGGUGUGGUAUCAGGGGACAUGAUUAGUGUAAUUUUGCCUCAUUCUUACUCUUCAUAUUCCUCUGCAUCACCUUCCUCUCACCAGACACACACCAUUUUAGCUGUUCCACAGAACAAACCACAGAGUGCCUCUGGAUCAUGUACAUACCAGUCAGGUGCCAGCAGCAACCAUGAGAGCCCAGAGAGAACAUGUGCCCCGGAGACUGAGGAGACUGAUAUGGACAGAGGUGAGGCUGAAGAGGAAGCAAUGGGGAUAUUCAUCCCUGAGCCCAUGCUGUGCUGUGAGGCUGAAGAAGGUAAGGUUCCUCACUCUCUAGAGACACUGUACCAGACUGCGCAGUGCAACAGCAUCUCGGACUGCGUGCUGUUAGCGGCCCACGUCUUAUUGCUGGAGACCGGCUUCCUGCCACAGGGUUGUGACGUCAGAGCCAGAGAGAUGCCCAGCGGCUGGCGUGCAACGGGUGGUCUCUACAGGCUGCAGUACUCUCACCCUCUUUGUGAGAACAGCCUGGUUCAGGUGGUUGCUGUGCUGAUGGGCCAAACACUUGUUAUAAAUGCCACUCUGAAGACAACUGGUGCAGAGGAGAUUUCAUGGAAGCUGGCACUGAAACCUGAUGCUUACGUGACUAAGGAGUGGGCAGGUGGAAAUGCUGGACUGGUCUACAAAGAGUUGCAGAAACUGUCUCGUGUUUUUAAGGACCAGUUGGCUUACCCACUCAUUGCAACAGCUAGAGAAGCACUGGGUCUGCCUGCACUGUUUGGUCUGCCUGUGCUUCCUCCUGAGCUGCUUUUAAGGAUAAUGCGGCUGCUGGAUGUUCACUCCAUCUUGAGGCUGUCUGCAGUAUGCAGACGCCUGCACUCUGCUACACAAGAUGCCUCACUCUGGAAACACUUUGUGUGCCGUGACUUCGGAGCUGAUACUGAGCAGAGAGACACAGACUGGAACAAGAUUUACAAAAAGAAAUUUCAGCAAAAGAAGACACGGCACGCAUACAGAGUGAGGCAUUACCCUUUCCCAGUUCCCCCAAUUUAUCCUCAUCACCCAGUGCCCAUCCCUCCUCUACCACUUCCUCUUUUUCCGCCCGGCAUCAUUGGAGGAGAGCACGAUCAGAGACCUGCUUUUCCACAGGCCAUCCUGCCACGCCCACGUUAUGACCCUAUUGCCCCGUUUCUAGGUCAAGAACCACCUAUUGGACUUCCAUUUGGACGCCGUUUGCUGAGGCCAGGGGGAAGCCGAGCACCGGACACCAGGAGAGGCUUCAUCUGAAACCCACAGGAAUUAAAAAUCUUACAAACAUUAAAAACAGGCAAACUCACAGAGUAGCAUGCAUGCUCCAAAGACUGGCACAUAGUUUAUUAUCUCCAUAUUCAACAUUCCAGAAUUAAUUAAAUAUAUUUCAAAAAGACAGGGGCAUUUUAUUAGAAAGAAGUCAUGAUUUAUCAUGAAUAAAUAAAUGACUUUGCUGUCAAGUGUUAACACAAUUUCUUCUAUUUUAUUUAUAUGAUUAUAAAAACCAGUAAAAUUUCAGUAAAAAAAAAAAAAUUGACCAAAAAUGCAUUGUCUCAUUUUUUUUAAUCAAAGCAUAAAUGUCAAAGCACAGUGAAGAAAUGAAGGAAACCCCAAUUACAGAUGAUAGGGAAUAGAAUUAAUGUCCCUCUCAGAGGUCUCAUCUCUCUUAAUAUCAGCCUCUGUAGAAAUCUUUCAUGGCCUUCAAGACAUUGUCAGAGAAUCUCUUCAUAUUGCAUCACUUUAAUAAUUUUCAUUCAUUUUGGUCCAGUGUUACUUUGCACUAGAUGAAGCUGAUCUGCCUUUUAAUUUAAGCCAACAGUUUUUCCCAAAUUUUAUUGAACAGAAAUGCUAAUUGACAGUCCGAUGCUUCUCAUGCUUAAAGCUACUGUUGAUCUGACAUUUGCUUAAUGUCAUUUAUAUUGGUAACUUCCACAAUUUGAGUGAAAUCAUGUGUCACUGUAUAAAGCAUUAAAAUAAGAUGGCAAUGAA